Molecule: messenger RNA, 642 nt
Organism: Thunnus maccoyii (southern bluefin tuna)
Lineage: Eukaryota; Metazoa; Chordata; Actinopteri; Scombriformes; Scombridae
Product: immediate early response 3-interacting protein 1
Exons: 3
Coding region: 72-320 (82 amino acids)
Biological process (GO): endoplasmic reticulum to Golgi vesicle-mediated transport
Cellular component (GO): endoplasmic reticulum membrane; Golgi membrane; COPII-coated ER to Golgi transport vesicle
Source: RefSeq, a predicted model, not a curated record
UCCACCACCGUAGGCUACGUCAGACCUAAAUAGUUUCGGCUAACUCACAGCUAACUGCUUGUUGAGACAUCAUGGCUUUUUCCUUGUACUCCCUCAUUCAAGCGGCAAUCCUGUGUGUGAAUGCGGUGGCUGUAUUACACGAGGAAAGAUUUCUAAGUAAAAUUGGCUGGGGAGUGGACCAAAGUGUCGGAGGGUUUGGUGAUGAACCAGGUAUCAAAGAGCAGCUGAUGAACCUUAUUCGCUCUGUGAGGACAGUGAUGAGAGUGCCAUUGAUUGCAGUGAAUUCGGUCUGUAUCGUGCUGCUGUUGCUGUUUGGAUGAAGAGUAGCAGUGAGUGAAGAUGGGACAAACCAGCCUGCUGUCAGGAGAACAUCUCCAUCCAUCACCUCAGGAUCCCCUUUGACACACAGAAUGUCUCCUGUCAGCCUGAAGAUGAAUGAUGUUGUCAUGUGAUGUGCCACAUUUAUCAGUACAUGGGAUAUUAUUUGAUUUAAUGCCCUUUUCUCUACAGCAUUCAAGUCAUUCAAAAUAAGUACCUGCAGCUGAUUAACUCCCCUGUUCUUUUUGAAUAGUACAAUAAAAUGCAGAAUAGUUUGCACUUCAUUUACUUGUUCAUGAAAAUAUUAAUAUACAAAUCAAAUGU